AUGAGUGGUGCCGGGAUGAUCAUCCUGGAGCCCCACGGCGGGUUCAUCGGCACCAUCCCCGCCGGGGCGACGCCGUACCCGCACCGGAGCGGCGUGCUCUACAACAUCCAGUACAUCACGUUCUGGUCGUCGGGCAACGAACAAGGCGCCGCGGCGACGACCUGGAUCAGCAGCUUCUACGACUACAUGGAGCAAUACGUGAGCAACAACCCGAGGGAGACGUACGUGAACUACCGGGACCUGGAUAUCGGCGAGAACGUGGUGGUCAACGACGUCAGCACGUUUGACAGCGGCAGGGUGUGGGGAGAGAAGUACUUCGCCGGCAACUUUCAGAGGCUCGCCGCGGUGGAAGGGGCAGUGGAUCCGACGGACUACUUCCGGAACGACCAGAGCAUUCCGCCGCAACAGAGCACGGCAAGCAAGCGUCGUUCCGGGAAGCGGUCGGAUUGA
Messenger RNA from Miscanthus lutarioriparius, 450 nucleotides. The record is from the annotation of a GenBank genome assembly. Lineage: Eukaryota; Viridiplantae; Streptophyta; Magnoliopsida; Poales; Poaceae.